Branchiostoma floridae (Florida lancelet) is the source of this 3967-nucleotide messenger RNA. RefSeq names its product somatostatin receptor type 5-like. The record is from RefSeq and is a predicted model, not a curated record. The transcript is spliced from 3 exons. Gene Ontology annotation, cellular component: membrane; neuron projection. Gene Ontology annotation, molecular function: G protein-coupled opioid receptor activity; neuropeptide binding. Bases 266 to 1633 code for a protein of 455 amino acids. Lineage: Eukaryota; Metazoa; Chordata; Leptocardii; Amphioxiformes; Branchiostomatidae. Gene Ontology annotation, biological process: neuropeptide signaling pathway.
GCCAGGGCUCUCCAUAUCUUCGACGGAGACUCGAGUACCGGGACACAAGGCUCUACGUUCAGCGAGGCCCUGGUAGAAAGCGUGAAGACGAAAACAAGCCAAGUAAGCUCCAGCCCGACUAACCAGGCGGUGGGAAACUGAGCAUCGGCGGCGUGGUGGUCUUGAAAGCGGGUUGGGUUUGCGGCCAAUACGUGAAGAAUUCCUACCAGCCCACACUAAGGAAGCAGCUUGCAAUUGAACGAUAACUGAUCUGUGAUCUGUGACCAUGAAGAUGCCGACGCCCUCCUGGUCCAGUCUCAACAUGUCCUCCUGGAACCAGACCAACAAGAACUUCACAACCGAUGACGAUCUCUUUCCAUCGGGUUAUCUGGAAUCCAUCAUCAUUCCGGUUUUCUACUGCGUGGUGUCGGCAAUAGGACUGACGGGGAACACUCUAGUCAUCUACGUGGUCCUCCGGUACGCCAAACUGAAAACUGUGACGUACAUGUACAUCAUGAACAUGGCUUGUGCAGACGAACUGUUCCUACUGUCGUUACCAUUCCUUGCCGCUUACUACGCCUUACACAACUGGCCGUUCGGACUGGUGGUCUGUAAGGUGGUUCUGUCCGUGGACGCCUUGAACCAGUUCACCAGUAUCUUCUGCCUGGUGGUCAUGAGCUUUGACCGCUACCUGGCCGUGGUGCACCCGGUCAAGUCCGUGGGGUACCGGACCCCCAGCAUGGCGCGGUACGUCAACAUCAGCGUGUGGGCAGUGUCUUUGGUCAUGACGUUGCCAGUCGCCAUAUUUGCCACGACAAAUGAGGGAAAGAAGCUGCCUGACGGAGUCAGCUGCAAUCUUCACUGGCCGGACAAGACCAUCGGUUCCCACGUCUUCACCACCUUCACUUUCGUUUUCGGGUUUGCCGUGCCCCUGUCCAUCAUUGUCGCCAGCUACAUUCUCCUGACGCGCCGGCUGAGAAGUCUCAGCAACAAGACUCACUCUCGCGAGAAAGAACGAGCUUACCGGCGGAUCGAGCGCCUCGUCUACACCGUGGUCUUCGUCUUCGUCAUGUGCUGGAUGCCCUUCUACGUCUUCCAAAUCGGGAGCCUGGCCGGUCUCUUCGAAUACAUCAACGACGUCGACGUAGAGAGCGGGAUUUUCCACCUGGUGAGCGCCCUGAUGUACGUCAACAGCUGCUGCAACCCGCUGCUGUACGGCUACCUGGACGAGAACAUCAAGAGAUGCAUACGAGAGGCCGCCUGCUCCCCGGUCGGCAGUACACCGUUAGGAGCUCCGCCUGUCGACCUAGAGCUUCGCCCUGAGCCCUCCCGGUCCCCCCGACUGGAAGGUCGGAUAGACGGCGUUACGACCCCCCACCGAACAUUGACAACGGCCCUGACCAAUUACGAACUUACCCGAUCUCCACGGAACUCUCCUUCACCAAGCCCUCGGCUCGCUCGGUACAUCCUCGGGAGGGAGCAGACCAUCAUCCUCCAGCACGGCACGCCGCCCGGCCUCGGGGCCUUCCUACGCCCGCCCACCCCCAGCAGCCUGCCCGAGAAGGAAGAGAACGGAAGCGUAGUCGAAACCCCUCCACAUAAGAUGCAUGAUCUUCACAAGUCCUCUGAACAUCUGGCAACUACUACAGUCUAGACGAGCAACGACAAUUCGGUCCAAAAAACGUUGUCAUUGUUCGUCGAUGGAGAUUAAUAAGAUACGCAAAUAGCAAUAACUCAAGCAACUGGAUAUGAUUUUGGAGGUGCUUGAAUAAUUGCUAUUUGGCGUAUUUUAUUACCUGGAUGCCUAACCAGGUUAAACUUCCUGUCUGACCUCCAUCGACGAACAACGUCAACGUUUCUUGGACCGAAUUUGAGUGCACCCGACUGCUCCAGAGAAUGCCUACGACUGCACGCGACUGUCUAUACCGAUGUGCACACGACUGCCUACAAGUGUACCUGACUGUCUAAAAUAUAUUGGACAUGAUUGAGACAACGAUGGUAGUUCCCUUAGGAUGCCAAAUACAACGGCCUUGUGGCAAAGAGUUUUAAGCUUAUUCAUUAGAACAUAUUUAAAAGUGACCCUUUCCUUCUAUCUGGCUUGACUAAUACUUUAAGCAAUACCGGCAAAGCCUUUGGAAGUACUCAACGGUCCAACACAAUCCAUUGAACGUCGGAUGACUAAGUGGGGAGUACUUAGAAAUUUUCCCGGAAAAAGUACAAUUGAUUCGUAUGCUUAGUAAUUACACUCACAUGUUAAGUAAUUUUACGAGUAGAUCUAAAUUGUAUUCGGUAAAAUUGUAAUACACUCGGUAAAUUCCCAAAAUGCUCAGUUUAUCGUAAAUUCGCUGGGUAUACUAAGGCACAUCUUUUGUCACAACUUUAAUACGAGUAGAGUAGAGUACAGCAGAUAUCUUCAAAAGACAGUCUAUCAUCUAAUUAACAAUAAAUCAACAAUUAAUAGAGUAUAUUUACUUAACUAUCGGAAGGGCUCAACAAAUGUUUUAAACAAUAUUUCUCUGUAUUAGAUUUUUCAAGUUUCCUUAUAACAUCUUUGAACGUUGAUUAUUACUCCAACGAUGAAGCUAGUGUCAUUAACCAUGGAGGUUGCAAUAACUCCUCGCUCGACUGUGGGUUGCCAAUCCUACGUAGGAUUUUAUUUUACAUAAUGCUUUUUUAUUCCAGUUAAAAUGAAUUAUUUCUUGUGUUUGAAACAUGAGAUUUUCCAUUAGCUUUGAUACAUUACCGUUGGCAAAAUUCAUUCGAUAUCAAUUCAAUUUCGUAACCUUUUACUUUCGAUAAGAACAUUUUGGUUUUGGUACAGGGGGUUGGACUGUAAUGAUUUUAUUAUCAUCUUUUAGAAACUCUAGGCCCUAUCGACUUUUUGUAUACUAGUAACUAUAGCUGUUUGUCCCUUCUGAAACACGUUGUUGUCAUUCCGUUUUCACGUUAUAUUGGGAUCAGACUUUCUUUUUUGUAAUUGCAACAUAUAUUUUUUAAUCAUUACUGCAACAAAAGCAAUAUCCGUGCAAAAAGUGCCAAAAUAUUUUUUAAAAUCACUUAUGACGAGAUUCUGCCAUUUGUUUGUGUCAGAUUGUGAGGAUUUCAUGAUUCUACAUGUAACUUGCAUUGGUAGAGAUGACUUGGGCAAAAAUGUUUCUGCAAUUAUCAAAACUGGAGCAAAUUAUUUUCAUGAUCAUUACAUUAAUGAGAAAAUACUACAAUUUCCGUGUAUCUCCCGCGGCUCAUGACUACAAUAUUCAAGAGAUAAAUCACUAGACCUGUGAGGAGGGGUUAGGUUUUAAGCUCAAGACGUUAUAAUUUGUGGAGGUCUAUUUUUAUUUGCAAUAUUAACAAUAAGACAUUUUUGUUGUUUUUAACAACUAUUCCCCAAAAGUGCGGGUUGACGUUAAGUCCCGUGCUUAUUUCUAAUGUACUUGUUUGAGAUGUACUGAGUGACAGUAGAUGUAAAAUGCCGCAUGGUCUACAAUAUGCCAUCUCACAGUACCGAGUGCGUAGGUUCGGUCAUAAUACACCGUGGUCUAUGUCAAAGUUCAAGUUCCAUUCGUUAAAUGUAGACGUUUUGCAACGCUCUAGAUUCUUUAUUAGAGGCCUACACAUAUUUUCAGUAAAUAAUAUUGGUAUAUGUAUGUCAAAUCAUGUGUACAUAUGUAAAUUCAAAUUUGUCUGACAACUUUAUGUUUAACCAUCCAAGAUGGCGGAAAAAACUUACGUCAUGGUCACGUGAGUGCAGACACGUGCUGUAAAAGUCUCUGUGUGAAAGUCACGGAUUGUAUCUGCGUGAAGUCUAUCCUUGGAAUUCAAUGAGGUGACGUCCGGUGCUACAUGAUUGCGUGUUAUAAUACAUGGACCGAGUAAUAGUAAGUUUUGGGCCUGUCGUCAAGAUUGUGAAGUUGAGAAUCAAUGUAUUUUUCGAAUGUAUUUUGCUGUGAUUGUUGAUCACCACAUCGUUGACAAUAAAUGUGUUUCU